AUGUCUGCCUUGUUGGAAAAAUUCAGGAGUCUUUCGCUUUCCAGCGAACUAAACAAUGAACAGCUUGCCCUGGCCACUCAAUGGGAAACGGUGGUGAAAUCCGGACAAAUCCAAGGCCACAUUGAUGAAUUGAAUUUGCGUUUGAGAGAUCACUCUUUUGUUUUGGCAACUGUCACUCCAACAGAGACAGAUGCUGAAGUGUUUGAAUCAGUAUUCCCUAUUAUCAAGGAGCUUUUGGCUUCUUCCAAGGACGUCAAGGGCCACUACGCUCAAUACAGACACAUCAUCAGAUGGUGUGCUUACUUGCAGGAAUUGCUGGAUGUGCCGGAAAACAUCAAACUCUCGUUGAACUUUGACCUCGAAUUACCACGUGAAAUAAUCGAGAAGAAGAAGAAGGACGACUCUAAGAAGCAAGACGACGCCGGUGCUAAAAAGACUGCUGACUCUGCUAAAGCGGAAUCCAAGGACAAAGAGCAACAAGCUCCAAGGGGAAAGCCUGAUGAAGAAACUUUGAAAAAAUUGAGAGAGGAAGCCAAGGCAAAGAAAGCUGCUAAAAAAGCUGCCAAUGCUCAACAAGGUCAACAACAAGAUCAACAACCGCAGAAGCCAAGACCUUCGGCCAUCGACUUCCGUAUCGGUUUCAUCCAGAAAUGUGUCAAACAUCCAGACGCCGAUUCCUUAUAUGUUUCAACCAUUGACGUCGGCGACGAAGAAGGCCCAAGAACAGUAUGCUCUGGUUUGGUCAAGUACUUUCCUCUCGAAGCCAUGCAAGAACGCUACGUGGUUGCCGUGUGCAACUUGAAACCAGUUAAUAUGAGAGGUGUGAAGUCAACCGCCAUGGUGUUGUGCGGUUCUGACGAAAACAAUGUUGAAUUUGUUCAACCUCCAGCGGGUUCCAAGCCAGGUGAGAAGGUGUUUUUCGAAGGGUUCGGUGACGAGGAGCCUGCCAAACAAUUGAACCCUAAAAAGAAGGUCUGGGAACAAUUGCAGCCUAACUUCUCCACCAACGAAAGUCUAGAGGUUUUCUUCAAGGAUGAGGAAGACAACAAGCCCAAGAAGUUGACCAACGCUAGGGGCGAUUCUUUCAAAGUUGCCACUAUUACUAACGCUAAUGUCCGCUAA
Molecule: messenger RNA, 1122 nt
Organism: Lachancea nothofagi CBS 11611
Lineage: Eukaryota; Fungi; Ascomycota; Saccharomycetes; Saccharomycetales; Saccharomycetaceae
Source: the annotation of a GenBank genome assembly